UAGAGAUUUUGAAGGUCUGGAGUGGGGCAGAGAGUGGUUCGGGGUGGAUUUUGGUAGUGCAGGGGUGGGAAACGAGGUUGCUAUAAUAUCACAAACAAAAAUGUGGACUACGAGAACAAAGGAGCCAUGGCCUGCCUAUUUGCCACUGAUCCCUAACUUGAUUAUUGGAUUGAUUAUAUUUUUGAUAUUCUGACUUUUCAGAAGGAAAGCAAGAAGAGACCGAGGAGAGUUUGAGUGAGAAGUUAUCAUAGUUAUUAUAUCAGCCAAGAUAUUUCAAUUAAGGAAAUAAUAAAA
Messenger RNA from Moneuplotes crassus, 294 nucleotides. The record is from the annotation of a GenBank genome assembly. NCBI's taxonomy places the organism in Eukaryota, Ciliophora, Spirotrichea, Euplotida, Euplotidae.